CUCGAGUUUCUUCGAGGGAUUUGGCGAGAGCGCGAGGGGAAGGCGAAUGCUCGCUCGGGUGUGCAGUCUAUGCAAUUUUGGCUCUCCUGUUUACAUUCUGCCAAAUCUGCGGCCUACAGCAUCAUAACGGCUGGGCUCCCCUGAUCCUUUGGGCCCCAGAUUCGGUCCGAUUCGUGCACGCCGCGUGGAGUUUGCCCGGGGAGAUUGUGAUUUAAGCCCGAGGCGGGAGCAGUUUUGGAGCUACAAGGCGUCUUUGAAGUCUGUCGCUCGAGAGUCGAAUAGAGUCGUGGAUCAGGUUAUCGGUGUGUUCGCAGUCGCGCAUCUCGGCAGCCAGCCAGGCAUGCGUGAGGCCGUGCUUCGAAUUUGGCCGUAGAGUGGUCGUUCGUUCGCUGCAGGCGUGCGUGCAUGAGACGGAGGAUUUUCGCUGGGUUAGAGAUGGGUUCGUCCGCUUCCGGGCUUGAGGCUUGGUCAGGAGGAUUGUCGAGAGGGGUGUGAGCGUUUUCGUGGGUCUCGCGAGCGGGCUCCGGUUCUUGGGCGAGAGUGCGGUUCUUCCGGUCCUCUGGGUUUCUGCCUGCGCUGCGUUUGCGUCGGUGUGGAUUGAAGGUGGGACGGUGUGCCUGAGGGCUCGAGAGCAGGAGGUUAGGGUAAAGAUGAAGUUCGGGAAGAUUAUGCAGAAUCAGUUGGAUGACACCAUUCCCGAGUGGAGGGAGAAAUUUCUGUGCUAUAAGCAGUUGAAGAAGCGGCUAAAAUCCAUUCAGGCUCCCGUGUGCUUCACGAAAGCAGCAUUUGUGGAGAAUAAUGCAUUCUCGUCGCCGAGCUUGGACGGGUGCCUGACGAAAGAUCCCUCGGACGAGGUGGACGAGGCCGAUACCGAGAGGGAUGAGAACGAAGAAGCGAGGGGUGAGAAGCGAGGAGCGGCGGAGCUGGUGGACAGCGAUGCCUCAGAUACCGCUCCCUUCGAGCAUCCGAGCCCGAAGAAGAGGAAGGUACUGACAGUGGAAGAAGUGGUUGAAGAGCUUUCGGCAGUGGCGGCGGAGGACUCCAAUGGGGUUCUUAGCAAUGACGAUUCCGGCGAAGAAAACAGGGUCGCCCAACUCAUGGCUAAGGACAAGGAGUUCAUCCGGCUGCUCAAUGUUGAACUGGACAAGUUCAACAACUUCUUCAUUGAGAAGGAAGAGGAGUACGUGAUUCGCCUGCACCAGCUGAAGGAGAGGAUCGAACGGGUGAAGGUCAAGUACGCCGAGAAUGGCAACGCCUGCGACAGAUCCUGCGAGGAGGAGUGCACCCGGAUACAGAUGGACAUCGUGACUUUCCACGGAGAGAUGGUGCUGCUGGAGAACUACAGCUCGCUUAACUACAUGGGUCUGGUCAAGAUCCUCAAGAAGCAUGACAAGCGGACCGGGGCCGUGCUGCGUAUGCCUUUCAUUGUAAGUGUCCUGCACCAGCCGUUUUUCAGUACCAAACUGCUGUCGAAGCUGGUCUUGGAGUGCCUGGAGUGUGCCAACAGCAUACGCUCCAUUCUCCCUCCCAGUCCCAUGCACGAAGCUGUUGUGGAGGAAGGGGUCAUCGAGGAUGCUUCUCUGAGCCAGGCCAUGGAGUCGGAGCCCAUACAUCGGCAAACCCUGGCCGCUCUACGCACUAUCCAAGCCAUGCGCAAAGCUUAAGAUCUGAGGUCUCAGGAGCAGGCGUACAGCUGUUGGUGUGUUUUCUACUCAAAUUUCAACCACGGAGAGCCAAAGUUCUCUAAUAGCUGGUAUUCUCUCCCCGGACGAGGACCCGAGAAUACCAUUACCGAUGAGUGAGUGGGGGCCUGGACAUAAUUGCCUUUGACCAUUUCCCACCAGCAGUUUUAUACCGACAUGUACACGAUUCAUUUUAGGACGUUUUUUUAGGACGCUGAAACGUCAGGCACCCCCAUAUCAUAGUAGCACGGCUCAUGCAACUAUUCUUCACACCCGGUCGUAGCGAUGGGGAGAUUACUCAGGUAUAGGAGACAGGUGUGGGGAUCUGGGAUUCUUCGGUGGACGAGUGAGCAGUUCGGACUAUGGAGCUUGGGAUCCUGAUUCCUGGGAUUGAAGAUUUUCCCAUUUAUUUGCUUAUCCGAAAUGUUUUAGGGAGGCUUCUCCUUGCUUCUCUCCUCCGCUGCUCUGCUCCCAGAGGUUGGAGAGAUGGUGUGUAUACGUUUGCUACGACAACCGCUGUUGGAGGGUGGUGGAGGGCGUCCAUCUCUCACGGCCUCGAAGUAUAAGGAAGAUGUUCUGGCGGUUAUCUCAUAUGUGUGUCGUCUCCGAAGGUAGCUUGCACUCGGAGUUGGCUUCAGCAACUUGACGCCUCGGUCCUCUACUGCUGUCUCAUACUCGUCGCCCUCGCAGUGGGGGGUUCUUCGACUUCGAGUUGCUGAUUCCAACACAGAGCCGAAGCUCUGUUUAGAUUACUGCUUAAGAGGAAAAAAAAAUCAUAGGCGUGGGAAGCAACCCCCUGUUUGUACGUGGACGGGUUUUCCCUGGCCUCAAUUCACAGAUCGAUUUCAUAGGAGGGUCAAAAUUCAUCCCCUAGUGCAUUUCUGAUCGUCCCCGAGCACGGUGCGUGGUUUCCAUCAGGGUGAUCGCGACUCUGCCGCAGCCUGCCGUCUCGAAGGGCACAUCACCGAAACAUUUCUUACAAUUGGCAUCAGAAUGUUCUGAUGGAACCUUUAGUUUGAUACUCUGUUCAUGCAAGCUGGGCUCGAGCUUGUACCAUACUUUUGCACUUUGCCAGUUGAUUGAGAAGUCUAUCCUGAUAGUUGGAACAAUCUUGUAAAGAGGAGCCACGGCACCACAAGGUGUUGGUGCAUCGGUUAUGAUAAAGACCUAAACUUUCAAUUUGAUUAAUUAUAUUCUUGUUUGUUUU
Messenger RNA from Marchantia polymorpha subsp. ruderalis, 2889 nucleotides. The record is from the annotation of a GenBank genome assembly. NCBI's taxonomy places the organism in Eukaryota, Viridiplantae, Streptophyta, Marchantiopsida, Marchantiales, Marchantiaceae.